AAAACGCGUGCACCGAGACGACGAAGGUGGUAGGAGUACGAGCCUGGAGUCGGGCAAUAUGGCCGGACAGAUGUGCAUAGGUAGGGUGUCGGGGUGGUGUUAGUGCCGUACGUUAUUUAUGUCGAACUACCGCAAAUCCUGCCCGAAUCUCGCGUGUUUUCAUGGGAUCGGUGAUAUACUGUGCAGAAGCAGGAAUACGGCUUGCAUGAAGGCAUAGCAUACGCUUCCGAGUCAAACAAACAUGAACGAAGUGAGCAUAUCGUCCGCUCGCGCGUCGGUAAUGGUGUACGAUGAUGUUAAUAAAAAGUGGGUACCGAGCGGCAGCUCUUCGGGACUAUCCAAGGUCCAGUUGUAUCACCAUCAGGUGAACAAUACGUUUCGUGUGGUCGGAAGAAAGCUGCAGGAUCACGAGAUCGUCAUUAAUUGCGCGAUUCUCAAGGGACUGAAAUACAAUCAGGCUACUGCCACGUUUCAUCAGUGGCGAGAUAACAAGCAAGUAUACGGUCUGAACUUCUCCAGUAAGGAUGACGCGGACGCAUUUGCCAAAGCGAUGCUGCAAGCGCUCGAUGUGUUGAGCAAUGGAAGCAACAUAUCGAGAAGUCUUGCGCCCGCCUCUGCCACGCAGCAGCAACCCGUUUUUCAACAACAGCAACCGACCAAUGCUCAAUACGACGAAGACAUGGGAUACAGAACGAUGACCAGGGAGGAUGUAGCAAUAAUUCAAGAGCGCAGAAUGUCUCAACAGAGUCAAGCAACAAAUAGUCCGAAUGCAAUUUCGCCGAGUUGUCCCGUCGCCUCGCAGCAGCAGCAGCAGCAGCCUCCUUCACAACAGCAACAGCAACCUACUCAACAGUCCGUGCAGCAGCAGCAGCCACAGCCUCCAGCGCCACCACCGCAACCACAACAGCAACCACAACAACCGCUUCAACAGCAGCCGCAAUCCGGUCACCAUAGAACUUCUUCGGCGCCACCCGCUCCACAGCCUCAGCAAUCCGUGAUGCAGUCGAUGCAGCAGCAGGUAACUGGAAGCAUGGGGUCCGGUGUGGGACAAAUGUCGAACGUACCUCCGGUGCCGCCUCCUCAACCUCCCAUGGCCCCCCCGUGUCCACCGGCGAUGAUGAACUUUAACGCACCGGUGCCGCCGCCGAUGAUGAUGAAUCAGUACGCGCAGUCCCCAUCGUCCCAGUCGAAUCUACCCGGUCAGUCUCAAGCGCAAUCGAUCUACGCCAGCAAUCAGGGGAACCAGUACGGAGGAGCACCGACCAACGGUCAGUACGCGAGCACCGGCGUGGUCGGUCAGAGUCCGUGUCAGUAUGCUUCCGGGAAUCAGAACAACUUCUACGGCAACAACGGGCAAGUUAGCAGCGCGUAUCCCGGCGGGCAACCGGGCGCUAAUGCUGGCGGUAGUCAGUACGGAAGUAGCAAUUCCAUCGGGCAGUACGCCAGCAGCGGGGCAGCGACGACGAGCCAAUACGGGGUAGGUGUCGGUAUAAACGUCGGUAUCGGCCAACCGAAUCAGUCUCAGUACGGCGUUGUGUCUCAGGCACAGGCACAGUACGGGCCCGGUCAGAUGCAAGCGGUAUCAAGCGCCACGAAUCCGUACGGAACGCCGUCGAACGCGGUGAAUCAAUAUAGCAGCGCCGCCGGCGGUGCCAGCGGGGGUGGUGCUGGCAGCGGUCCCGUACCCCCGGUUAAUCCUAAUAUCUAUGCUCCUGUCGGCAGUGCCGGUCCUCAACCACCACCCAUGGGGCCGUUGACCGGUCCCGCGCCACCUCCGCCUCCGCCUCCACCUGCUCCUAAGGUUAACGCUACCGGCUUGAAUCCUCUUUCCGGCUCCGGUUCCACUGGGUCGGUCAGUUCCGUAGCCAACAACGAACCGGCACCAGAUUCCAAUUCCUUGGCUGCUGCGAUUCAAGCGACUCGUCUUAAAAAGAAGCAACAGGCGGCACAACAACAAGUGGAAAACAGUGGUUCCAGCACCAGUAGCAGUGGAAGCGCUGGGAACAGCGGAAAUUACGGUACGCUGGGCAGGGGCGGGGGCGGCGGUAUUGCUUCCAUGAUGGACGAGAUGGCUAAAACUUUGGCUCGUAGACGAGCGGCUGUCGAGAAGAAACAACCCGAGCAACCACAGGAGCCUGACAGUUCACCCGAUAAGAAAUCAUGGGACAAGAACAACUCGAACAAUAAAUUUUCGAACGGUGCCGAGUCGCCCAAAUCGGUUCGCAAGAGGUUUGGUUCUGCUUCCGAGGAUACUCUGCUCAAAGUGAAUGGAGUCAACGACGGGGCUAUCCUCACUGCUCAAGAGAUGGAAGCGUUCAAGGCCGAGAUCAUUAAGGAAGUGCGCAAAGAGUUUCAAAAGAUGAAACAGGAAAUCGUGGAUGCUGUCAGAGCAGAACUGAUUAGAAGAUAAAGAUGCGACGAUGGACCAGAGUCUGAAGUGAGAAACGAAUAUUCUACCACCGUGUAGAUCAACCGAAACGAUCAUCGACAAGUCGCGUACAUGACUUUUUUUACUAAACAUUUGCGAAAUGAAAAUGGAAUGCAGUUAUACCCCAUGUAUAUCAGACAUGUUUGUGUGUAAGUACGUUAUAUCUAAUCUAGCUUUUUAAGUGAACCGUACCCAUUCUGUCGUUUACCGAGACGAACGGUAAACGACACGAUGAAUUUGGAUAACAAAGAUGCUGCCAAUUCGAUGCGCGACACAUUUCGGGUCACCCACGCAUUUGGAUGCGUAUUAAUAUUCGGUGGUAUCGUACAAUUUCUGCUCCGUUAAUCGACCACGAAUACCGUGCUCCCUGAUCCCGAUAAGUAUUAUCCGUAUAUCGAAUCGAGCAAACCUAGCUUGACGCAACGUAAUGCUGAUCCCACGCACAACGGAAAACACUUGCGUUUCAAUCUAUGUAAAUAUCACGGAAUUUAUAUAUACACAUGAAAAUGAACAAAAGAGAUUCCUCUAGUCUAAGGCGCGUUACUACACGAAAAUUCAAUCUUUCUUCCGCGAUCAUGGUGCGGCUACUUAUCGCUUUUCCUCCCUUCGGAACGCGCGUCAUGUUUUUAUCAACAUCGAAUCCCUGGCUGGUUUUCAGCAGUACAUACCACCAUUUCCGUGUACAGAUAUCACUGUUAUGCUCACAGAUCGAUAUACAUUCCAAUUCCAAGUCAAAGUCAGUCAGUUUCGGUAUCGUAAAAGCAGAGAUUAGAAUAGACUCGAUCGAUCGAUUAUCAGAGAUUUGAUAAAAUGGGUUAUCGAUCGAUGACACACACAUUUACUGAACGAACUCCAAGAAUUUUACAUUGACGCAUCAUUGAUCGCUAAUAAUCUCAAAAUUCGAUGUAUGAAAGAAGGCGAUCGUGUUUGCUACCGAUACUGUAUACUACUCUCCGUUCUUAUAUUUUUUUAUCGUCCAUCGUACGAUUCUCAAUAAAAGAAAUGAGAAGAUCAACGUUGCAGUUCAUAUAUAUUCUAUGUAUUUAUAAUAUAGCCGUAUAAUGCGCUGAUCUGCACCGGCUUUAUUGGCAUCAUUGCAUUUACCAAAAAUACGAAAAAUAAUAAGGAGGCGAAGAGAGUGCGAGAGGUGUAGCGAGAGAAAGACGGAAAAGAAAAAGACGAUAGUCGUGCCCAUUCCUCGCAGCGUUUUCGAACGAUAUGUCUUAAUCAUACAGCGAUAUCAAGGCCAUUCGAUUUACGAUCUAUAAAAUAUUAUACGAAGUCUGAAUGAUGCACGAUGAGAAAUUCAUAACUACAUCAUCCUUUUUUUCUUUUCUCUUCCUCUUUUUUUACGAAACGGACUUGCGGCAGACUGAGCACUAAAUUAAUGCACUAAUUAAAAGCGCAAUGGCGUAACGUUUAAGUAUUAAUACUAAAUUUUUAAUCUCAACUCUUUCUAGUCGUCUAAGAAAACUAACGAUAAAAUUGAUUGACACUGUCAAUAUCACACCGUGGGAUUAGUUUAUCUAUUUAAGACGGUUCUUUUUCUCGAUAUGUUUGUCCAUCCUAUCGCACAUAUCCGCACAAGUAUUAUUCUUUCAAGAAAAUUAUCCGUGUUAAGGUUUCCGUUCAAAUUCCGAUCGAUCGUCGAUGUUUGUACAAUUUUCUGUGACAAAGAUGAUGAAUCCCUCGUUGAAUUUCGAGAAAACGAUCGAUCGUACUAUAACGUACAUACAGGGCGAAUCACUAAGGAGCAUUUGAAGUAAACAAUUAUUUAUUGAUUCGAUUAACAGAAAUUUUAAGAUAGCGCUUAUCGAUGUAUAUAAUAUAUUCAUCUUCCAAGGCUCUAUAGCGAAAUGAAUUAGUAAACGACAAUUUGAAGCGACGCUUCGUACUGGUUCACCCUGUAUGUUCGUACGGCGCCGAGCAAUAACCUACCGAACUGAAUAAAAUGAUACUCUACCGUAACGAUAAGUAACAGACCGUGUUCCGGCAAAAUUGUUUCUUUGCCGUUCGAUGCAUUUUACAUUUUUGAACACAUUCCGCUGUUUGACGAUUGUACAAUUUUUCAAGUUUUCUACGUUCACCCGAAAAUGCUUUCCGUUUCUACGAACUACUUUUUCAAUGAACAAACAAAACUAAAAAAAAUGUAAUGUAACAGUUGUACACGAUCGCGUUGCGUCGUUUUUUUAAAAGAACAACGAUCCCCGACGAAGGCUCUCUCGUUCGAAGAUGCAAAGACUAUGUAUCUUUCAAAGAUGUUCGACGAGCAGGUGGAGAGCAGGUAUGAGAUUGCACGUGUGCAUGGAUGAUUGCUGCGUGAAUGAAUGCGUGUCUGUUCACGAACGCGAAUGUUCGAUGACGGUAUGUGACGUGAGGAGAGAGAGAAGAGUGGGCGCGGCACGCUUCUUGGGAGAAGGUGAAUCGCAGCGGGGUACGAUUACUGCUAAUCGAGGAGAAGCGAACUAGUAUUAGAAGCAUUUAUAUUAUAUUUAACAUAUGUAUAUUUAUAUAUACAUAUAUCAUACAUGGAUAAUUUUAAUAUGAUAAAGCGCGAGCAUAAAAAGAGUGUUUGUUACGAUUGAAAUUAUUUAAGAAGCGCAAAAAAAAUGAAAAAAAAAAAAUUGAGAGCUACGAUUUUCGCGACACGUCGAUGAAAAUCAAGAGAGAGAGGUAAUACCGUGUCCAGGGCCAUUAUAAACAGUGUGUAUUAUAAUUAUUGUAUCAGCAGCAAACAAAUACACAUAUGAUAUAAAAAGAAAUUAAUGCGUGAAACGGUAUUUUAUAUUGUAUCAUGCGACGCAGCGGCAACGAGAAAUCGAAUCUGAGCCUUUCUCCUUUUCCGAUCAACCCUCUUCCAUGGUCACAGAUUUAUCCUUUCUCUGUCCAAAGACAACGAUUCCUCUUUAAGAUUUUCAUGACUUUUUUGACUAAUCGUCGAGUCUCGUCGCCGUUUCCUGUCGUUGUUUAUAUGUAAAUCUAAUAACAUGACACGUGGCAAUCAAGAGCAUUUAAUGAGCAUGAAUACAGCAACUUCGAUGCGAACUGAAGAUGAUCUAGCGACCGUUCCUACUGCAUUCAGUGGAACGGCCGCAUCCCUAGCAAUAAAAAUGUAGCUAGGAGAGAACGUCGAUAAUCGCCCCUUCGUAAAACUGCGACAGAGUUGGGCACACGAAUUGGAACCGAAAUCUCAUUGACGGGAAUCCGGUCAAUAUCAAUAAUUCCCCUGCCGUUGUAUACGCUGUUCGCCCAACUCUGGAUUACAACGACGGAAUCCUAAACUGAAGAGGGAAGAACUCGACGAGGCCGCGUAGCGUAUUUUAUUAGUUUUAAGCGACCGCGAUUGAAGUUUGUACGAAAUACGAUUAGCAGCGUUUAAUUUAAAAAGGCAUGCCGAAGUUCCUUCGGAUUCUUGAAAAUAUUUGUAUGUAAAUGAAUGACGAAAUAAAAGAUAUACGCCCGAAA
This is a messenger RNA of Ceratina calcarata, 5893 nucleotides long. RefSeq names its product ENAH actin regulator enabled (gene ena). The transcript is spliced from 8 exons. Gene Ontology annotation, molecular function: SH3 domain binding. The coding region runs from base 242 to 2410 and encodes 722 amino acids. The record is from RefSeq and is a predicted model, not a curated record. NCBI's taxonomy places the organism in Eukaryota, Metazoa, Arthropoda, Insecta, Hymenoptera, Apidae.